UGGAGUGUGGCACAGCGUCGAGUGACCGUUCGCCCGCGCUUUUCAGGCUUCAGUGUUUCUCUCCGAAGGUUCUCUGUUUUCGUAAGAGGUUGUUCAGUGGUUUUAUCCAGCGGCAGGGGUGCGUCCCUGAAUGUCGAAAUGCCUGUUAAAAGAUCACUGAAAUUGGAUGAUCUGUUAAAAGCAAAUUCAUUUGAUUCUUCAAAAGUCACAAGGAAGAUAAGUGUUACAGCCUAUUCUCCAACAACUGGAACCUGUCAAAUUAGCCCAUUUGCUUCUCCCACAAGCUCUAAAGAACAAGAGAACAAAAAUGGACCAUCAGAUGGAAAGAGGAAAAACUGGAAUCACCUCAGUAUAACCGAAAGAAAGGAAUCUACUACAGAAGACAAUGAUGAAUUCAUGGUGUUGCUAUCUAAAGUUGAGAAAUCAUCAGACGAAUUCAUGGAAAUAAUGCAAAAUUUAAGUAAUAUACAGGCUUUGGAGGACAGUAGAGAGCUUGAAAAUCUCAUUGGUAUCUCCCAUACAUCAGGUGUCUUAAAAAGAGAAAUGCAGAAAACAAAAGAUCUACUGACAAAAGUAACAAAACAAAAACUAUUUGAAAAGAAGAAUUCAGGACUUCCCAACAAAGGCAUUUAGAAGAAAUGCACUAUGAAAACGCCAACUUCUGUAUCUGCCUGAUCAUAUUUAAAGGAACAGAAGAAAUAUUUGUAAUUAAUCUGCCCAAUAAAUACCAGAUCAUAGCACAGGCAGGUGCAUGUCUAGAUAAAAUUUCUUGCAGCUAAUUUAAACUUUCUACAUGCACCAGUAGAUAAUCUCAACGUAAAUAAUACAUUUCUUCUUGACCCUUUAAAGUAAGCCAACAUGUAGAAGAGGAUCUUGACUUAUAUUUUGUAUCUCAUAUGCUUCUAUAUACUUUUAGCCUUUGUGGAUAGACUUAAUAAAGCAUUAAUAAAAAUGGCA
Delphinapterus leucas (beluga whale) is the source of this 957-nucleotide messenger RNA. It is a transcript of the gene ITGB3BP, whose product is annotated as integrin subunit beta 3 binding protein. Gene Ontology annotation, cellular component: nucleoplasm. Gene Ontology annotation, biological process: CENP-A containing chromatin assembly; regulation of DNA-templated transcription. Lineage: Eukaryota; Metazoa; Chordata; Mammalia; Artiodactyla; Monodontidae. The record is from RefSeq and is a predicted model, not a curated record.